AACUAAAGACAUUUAAGCAUUUUAAGCGAAUAGAAAUUGUUAGAGCAUUAAAAUCUAGAAUUGAUAUGGAUGUAUUGAAAAAUAAAAAGCUCAAGUCCCACUAUAAAAGUUCCAGAAAGCCAGAUCAUUACAAGAGUAAAUAUAGACACAAACCUCGGGAUAAAGCAAAAUCAAACCAUGAUGCCUAUAUACAAUAUUUACAUAAAAAGGAAAGGCUUAGAAAUGAGGAAAGAAAAAGUACAAAUAAUGAAGAUAAUACACAUAAAAAAUAUGAAGAAAGAGCUGAUAGGGCUCUGAAAGACUUAAGAGAAAGAUUGUUGAGUAAACAUAAAAGUGAAAGAGUGAAACACUCUGAUGAUAAUGUAGCAGAAAAUUCAGAAAUUUAUGUUCGGGAGAUUAUUAAAAUUAGUGGGGAAGACAGGAUAAGAACUAUAGAAAGAAGACAUACUGAUAGAGAGAUGCCAAGUAGGUAUAGAAGAAGUAAAAGUAAAUCAGAACAAAUUAAAGAAAUAAAAUCCAUCGAAAUCGUGACUCUGUCCGAUUCGGAAGAAGAGAAAAUCAUCAACUUUGAUGAAAACAACGAUAACGAUGAAAAUUUAGAUGAACAGCAAUACCUCGAUAAAAGUAGGAGCAGAAGUAACAGCUGUGAUAGUAUGAAAAUGGAAACCGAAGAAAAUUUGGCGGAUGAAGAUCAAAACAGCAAAUCAUCGAUGGACGAAAAUUUGCCGCCGUAUUUUCCUGCCAUACAGGGCUGCAGAUCCGUCGAGGAGUUCCAGUGUUUGAAUAGAAUUGAAGAGGGAACCUACGGAGUCGUGUACAGAGCCAAAGAUAAAAGAACCGAGGAAAUAGUGGCGCUAAAAAGGUUGAAAAUGGAGAAGGAGAAGGAGGGUUUCCCGAUUACCUCGCUGAGAGAAAUCAACACGCUACUCAAAGGGCAGCAUUCCAACAUAGUGACGGUUAGGGAAAUCGUGGUGGGUAGCAACAUGGACAAAAUAUUCAUCGUUAUGGAUUACGUCGAGCACGAUCUUAAAUCGUUGAUGGAAACGAUGCGCGGCAAAAACCAGAACUUUCUGCCGAGCGAAGUCAAGUGCCUGCUGAGGCAGCUGCUGCUGGCAGUGGCGCACUUGCACGACAACUGGAUCCUGCACAGGGACCUGAAGACGUCGAACCUGCUUUUGUCGCACAAAGGGGUCCUCAAGGUGGGCGAUUUCGGGCUGGCCCGGGAGUACGGCUCGCCGCUGAAGGCGUACACGCCCAUCGUGGUCACGCUGUGGUACAGAGCGCCCGAAUUGCUGCUUUGCGCCAAGGAGUACUCCACGCCGAUCGACAUGUGGUCCGUCGGCUGCAUCUUCGCCGAGUUUUUGCUCAUGAACGCGCUGUUUCCGGGCAAAUCGGAAGUCGAUCAGCUCAACAGAGUUUUCAAGGACCUAGGCUCCCCCUCGGAAAAACUAUGGCAUGGCUUCGACGAACUUCCAGGCGUUAAAAAAAUGAAACUUCCCGAAUACCCCACGGCCGAUUUGAAGAAGAAAUUCGAUUCGCUAACAGAGUUGGGCUUGAGUUUUCUGCUGAGAUUUUUGACGUACGAUCCCACGCAAAGAAUAACAGCAGAGCAGGCCUUGACGCACGAAUAUUUCGAAGAAGUUCCGCUGCCCAUUUCUCCGUCAAUGUUCCCGACGUGGCCGGCCAAAAGCGAGCUGGGCCAGAAAAGAGCGAUGGCCGCCAGUCCGAAACCGCCAUCUGGUGGCGGGGAAUACAAAAGACUGAAAGGAGAUGAUGACAACUAUGGGUUCAGAUUAGGCGGGGGUUCCGAUUUAACAGCAGGCUUUAAUUUAAAAUUCUAAUUUGCUUAUACAGUCAAAUUUUGUUAUUUUUACGAUUUAAUAUAAUUCUAAUUUGUAAAUAUGUAAGUUAAAAUACGGUAAUUUUUUAAUUUAUGAAACAAAAUGUAAACAAUCUUUAAUAAAACAAAAUAACAAAG
Molecule: messenger RNA, 1978 nt
Organism: Brassicogethes aeneus
Lineage: Eukaryota; Metazoa; Arthropoda; Insecta; Coleoptera; Nitidulidae
Source: the annotation of a GenBank genome assembly